UUGCCGUCCAUGUAUUCAGUAUAAUAUCGAUGUAACUCAAUUCUAAUAACGCGUGUGAUGUCUUUAGCAUUUUAGUGUUUCCAAGGAGAAUCGAAGCUAAGGAUUUCGAAGCUGCGCAAGCUGAUACUACGAAUAAUAAUAUUUUAUUCGAAAAAGAAUCGUAAGCUUUACAAAUAUGGUGGCCGAAGCGUAUUACGUACGGAAUCCUUAUCCCGUACCGGAUGUCUCUCGAGAGGGUUGUUGGACGGCCGGUGGACCUGUGUUAGGUGAUAAAGUCUUACGUAACUACAAGGACUGGGAUUUGAAAUUGACUCCUUACGAACGCCUCUUCGCUCAUCAUACCUUGAAUAGCAUAAGAAAAGAUUGCCGAUUGAUCAGACCAAAGGUACCAAAUGAUUCUUUGGACUUGGCAUUGAAUAGUAUUUACGUUCAUAGCAAGGACACGUUAGUUCCAAAGAUGUAUACAAUCAUGCAACCAGAAACUCUAGGACGAGAGACUUGGCGAGUUCUCAAGAAUGAGAUAAAGAUCGUACCUAAGAAGCCAAUAUUACCGGUUGAACAGACGAGAAAGGUAAUCAUAACUAAAAAUAUAUUCGAGUCCUCGACGAAGGAAAGGAUUUUGGGUGAAUCAUUAAAGUGUUAUCGCGGACCGGUCACUCAGGAUAGGAUACAUCCUAGCAGUGUGAAAUUAGCUAUGGAGGGUCCUCACACGGAUCAAUCGAAUCCUGGCUACAGUCGUAAAAUUGACGGAACUUUUUACAAUAUUUAAAGAUGGAUUUCCGAGAUUGUAGUGGGAGAGAGAUAUUUGAAUCUAUAUAUAUCUACACAUACACACACAUACACAUACACGUACACACAUACACAUACACACAUACACAUACACACACACACACACACAAUAUAUAUAUAUCGACAAAUCGUGUUAAGCCUUCUGACCACUUCGUAUUUUCAAGAAUAACCAAUCGGAUUUGCUUCUUUCCACUGAAGCCGAGUACACAGAAUGAAUUGUUUGAAGGUCCACAAAUCGAUGCUUUAAAACGCGAUCGAUAAUCUAGAUUAUCUAGGUGUCUUUGCUCUACUGGAAUUAGUCAAACGUAUAGAUAUAAAAUAAAUAUAUGUUGAAACGAAA
Vespa crabro (European hornet) is the source of this 1129-nucleotide messenger RNA. RefSeq lists its product as uncharacterized. Lineage: Eukaryota; Metazoa; Arthropoda; Insecta; Hymenoptera; Vespidae. The record is from RefSeq and is a predicted model, not a curated record. The coding region runs from base 176 to 769 and encodes 197 amino acids. The transcript has 5 exons.